UUUGAACUUUAAAAUAAAAAUAAAAAACAAUCUCGUAGUGUGAUCAUCAUAUGCAUCCCCGUAAGCAAAUACAUAAAUUAAUAAGGAAUUUCGUACAAAUGUUCCUCUAUAAAUUCUUCACUACGCAAAACUACAACUUUCAUAAAUACACUUACAGCACAAGGGAAAAUCAAAGGGUAGUAAGAAAUGAGGGCGACACCAAAAGCAGAAAUUUGGAAGUCACCAAUACCAUAUCUCUUUGGUGGUUUGUCUUUGGUUCUUUUGCUUAUAGCUCUAGCAUUAUUCUCAUUGGUCUGCAUACACAAAAAGUCUCAUUCUUCUAACAAUACCUAUCCUGUCGAGGAAGAAGAAGACGCCGGAGACAACGAAGCUAAGACAGUUAUCGGAGAAUACUUACCUAAGAUCGUCGUGAUUUUGGCCGGAGAGGAUCAACCUACUUGUUUGGCCGUUCCGGUGAUUCACACAGUGUCUUCCGUUUAUCCUUGUAAAUGUGGCAUUGUUACUGUCCUCUCAAUCUAACUAUUAACAUAUUUUCGCUUUUGCCAAACAAAAAGAAAAUCUCAACUUUUAUAAUAAUAAUCGGCUAUUUUGUAAGAGUCGACUGUUUGGUGGAUUUUAAUUAGUACUCCAUAAUUUAACUUUUCUUUAAUGCUUUUAUGUAUUGAGUAUUUUGUGUUAAAAAAAAUGUAUUGAGUUUAAAUC
This is a messenger RNA of Brassica napus (rape), 702 nucleotides long. Its product is annotated as protein GLUTAMINE DUMPER 6-like. The record is from RefSeq and is a predicted model, not a curated record. Gene Ontology annotation, biological process: regulation of amino acid export. NCBI's taxonomy places the organism in Eukaryota, Viridiplantae, Streptophyta, Magnoliopsida, Brassicales, Brassicaceae. The transcript has a single exon. Bases 187 to 519 code for a protein of 110 amino acids.